UUUUUUUUUUUUUUUCAAUUCACUUUAUUCUCUCAUUCAAUGGUUUCUAUCAAGGCAGUUCUUACUUGUUCUUUAAUUACUUUAUUAAGUGCACAAUGUAUUCAUGCAGCUAUUGCACCUACUUAUCCACAGCCUGGUACAAUUCAAACUGAAGGACAAACAUACGAUGUGACUUGGGAUUUUGAUGGAAAAGAUCCUGAAGUUACUUAUAGAAUUGAUUUUAUGACAGGCUCCAAUGAUCAACAAACUGUCUUGAUGAAUGUUGCCACUGGUGUUCCUGCUAAUCUUUUAAAGUAUCCCUUUAAGGUUCCUCAAGUAUCACCUCAUUCUGCAAUUUAUUUCUUUAUGUUCACAGGUACAAAUGGUGAAAUGGCUUGGACAACUCGUUUUGGUAUCAUUCCUCCAGGUGGUACUUUAUCUCCUGAACCUAAUCGAAAUGAACCUAAUGGGGAUCCUAUUCCUUGGGGAAACGGUACCCUCGUGAAUAACGUAUCAAUUGAUACAAAUGUAAAUGCAACUCAUUCUCUCAAUGCUUCUGUUUCUGUUUCUGCUUCUGCUAUUGUUACUGCUACCUCCACUUCUACUACCACAAUUACAACGCCUACUGUCGAUACCACUACUGUUCCUGUAAGCAGUUCGGACGCUGCAGCAGUAGCUAUUACAACCGCAACUACUACUUCUACUGCUAAAACUACUACAGUUAAUAUGAAUGCAUCAACUACAAGCAUGGCUUCCAAUCAAGAUGUUGCCGACAGUGCUGCCAAUAUGAUUAAACCUUUGUUCACUUCUUUAACUCUACUUGUUGUUGCUUAUCUUUUUGUUCUUUAAGUAUAAAAAUAUACAUACACACAUACAUACAUACAUACAUAUUUCAUAUCGUAUCAUAUAAUUGUCAUAUAAUUUGUAUUAUUAUUAUUUUAUUAUUAUAAUUAUUUUUUUUUAUUAGAUAAUAUUUUUUAGCUUGCC
This is a messenger RNA of Cokeromyces recurvatus, 966 nucleotides long. RefSeq lists its product as uncharacterized. NCBI's taxonomy places the organism in Eukaryota, Fungi, Mucoromycota, Mucoromycetes, Mucorales, Mucoraceae. Bases 40 to 828 code for a protein of 262 amino acids. The record is from RefSeq and is a predicted model, not a curated record. The transcript has 5 exons.